AUGCACGACCAGCAACCUGGCAAGAUUAAUACAUCGCGGAUUCUUGGAGGUUCCAAGAGAUUCUCAUUUGUAUCCGUUCAUUUGAAAAUAUCGCUCCCUUCUCACAAUCUCGCACUUUCAGCAUUUCUCACAUCCCUCAACAUGCCUACAUCAGUUCCAAUCAUAGGCCAUGGCUACUUUGAAGUGGAGGGGCCCGGCCAUGACAGCACCAUGGUGCUCAAAGAGAUUUUGAAAAGACCUGCUGUCUUUGGAGGCGCGUACGUAGUUGAAACUUUCAAUAGGUUCAAUCUGCUGUACGGAUUUCUCCUGAUGAACCAGGAAGCCACUGACAAGGAACACGAUGAUAUUUACGACAAUCUUAGCGGGUGGUGCAAGCUCCGUCAGCUUCAUACCAUGACAGCUUACCUUAUCCUCAAGGACAAGAAGAAACACAUGGUUAAAAAGACAGCUAGAAAGAUGAGGAAGGUCGUUGUAGGCAUGGAGUAA
Molecule: messenger RNA, 486 nt
Organism: Seminavis robusta
Lineage: Eukaryota; Bacillariophyta; Bacillariophyceae; Naviculales; Naviculaceae
Source: the annotation of a GenBank genome assembly